This is a messenger RNA of Closterium sp. Yama58-4, 1557 nucleotides long. The record is from the annotation of a GenBank genome assembly. Lineage: Eukaryota; Viridiplantae; Streptophyta; Zygnematophyceae; Desmidiales; Closteriaceae.
AUGGCUGCGAGGGGGAAGGGGAAAGGGACGCAAGAGAGGGGCGCAAAACGAAAUGCGGCUACACCCGGUUCUGAAGGUAAAUCCGCCAAUGCAGCCACCGGUGCAUUGACGCGAGUGCAGGCACGAGCCCAAGGGGCACCUCUUCAGCUGCCAUGGCUACCCGCCGGAAGCACGUCGCGCCCGGGCCCUCAUUCUCAGCAGGAGACUCACUCUCCAGCGGCAGAUGGUGCAGGGACCACGGGCACAGGGCGGCAGCAGCACGAACCACGCCCUGCUGCGCCUCAUCGAGCUGGGGAUCGCGUGCAACAUCUGGCCGGCUCUGCAGCCCAGCAUGCAGCUGGUCAAGCACAGUCGCGAGGAGAGAGAGGCACUCCCCAACAUCCAACAACCGCCGCUCCCAACGAACAAUAUCAGCUACAACCGGAGUGUCAGCAGCCCACCGACCCCACGAAGAUCCAGGCUCAACAGGGGCAGUCCAAGUGUCCUGUUCCAACCACCACCCCUCCGGUGGAUCAGGAGCAUCUCCCGAAAGCCCAGGGAAAGGCGAACGGCGACGGAAACGCGGCACCAAUGACGGGAUAUGAGGGAGGAGAGGAAGCUGACGUUGGGGCUCCUGCUCCGCAACAACAGCCGGAGAGACGGGGACAGUGGGGGCUGCCGGGAGAACACCGGGAGGCAGCACGGACGGAGGAGGCGGCUGAGGAUACUGCGGCAGUGGCGGCGGCUGGGACGACAGAGGCUGAGGCGGGGUUGCCACAACCGACGCCGACGCAGGCGGUGGAGGAGCCGCCGUUGGGAGCGCAAACGAACGUUGCAACGACUGAGGCGCCAGCACUGACGCCCACGUCUGUCGUGGAGGCUGCGGCACCACAUCCGGACCAGACGACCCAGCCUACGCCACCGGCGGAGACGGCAGCAGGGGUGCCAUGGCGGACGAGGACUGCUGCUGUGACAAGGAGGCCUGAGACUGCGGCGAGGGAAGCUGCAAGGGCUGCGACUGGGAUGCCAGAGGCGGAGUCUGCUACGCCAGAGCGCGCGAUGGAACGGCUGACCGCGGGCUCGCAAAUAGGGAUCAGUCCGUCCACGGAAGGGGGGGGGGGGGAUAAAUCGGCUUUAGGGGACCGGACUGAACAGAUGGCGCCAGGGAAGAACCGCCGCCCGCUGUGGCCGCAACCACAUCAGCGGCGGCUCGGAGCAGGGCUAGAACCUGCCCGCCCUGGCCCACUGGUGAGAUGGUCGCUGCAGCAAGCCCCACCACACUCCGCUCAUGACGAGGAGGCCGACGCUUCCCCAUCAUCGGGACGCUGCCGAGCAGGAGCCACAUUAGUAGCCGACGAGGAGCAGGAGCCGAUUGCCGAAGAGGAAGAUAACGUGGAGGACGGAGGAAACAAGAGAGAGCCGGGGCCAAGGCAACGCCGCCAACGUGCGGGAACGAGCAGGCAGCAAGCCCUCCAGGAACAGACAAACAACGUGCGGCAAGUCAAGGGCCGCAAAACGCGGCGCCCAGGGCGGCAAGAGGUGGCCGGGGGAGAGGACGGGCCGGUGGGAGAGGACUAG